This is a messenger RNA of Osmia bicornis bicornis, 5199 nucleotides long. It is a transcript of the gene bma, whose product is annotated as SCY1-like protein 2. The transcript is spliced from 18 exons. The record is from RefSeq and is a predicted model, not a curated record. The coding region runs from base 476 to 3019 and encodes 847 amino acids. Gene Ontology annotation, biological process: protein phosphorylation. Gene Ontology annotation, molecular function: ATP binding; protein kinase activity. Lineage: Eukaryota; Metazoa; Arthropoda; Insecta; Hymenoptera; Megachilidae.
UUUCCUGCCCCGGAAACCUUGCGAAUCCGGUCUUUCGUUAUUAUUUAUCUACUAUUGUCUGAAACGUAUUCACCAACUGUCUAAGCUUGCGUAAUCCUAUGCAACUACAUAAUAAUACAUAUAUGUAGUUACGUGACACGUUUUAUCUAUCGGAAAUAGUUAUUAUAAUAGAACCGCGAUAAUAAUCAAUUCCCACGCGGAUGUUGGGAGUUUUUUCAAUCAUCAUCUUACCGCGAUCCGUUUGCAAUCGAGAUGCAAUCACUUUUUUCAGGUGAACGAACUGCGUAUUAGUGCGUAUGGUAAAAGAAGCUCUCAAUCUGGCGAUAACAAUAACCGACCAGCUGUUUGCAUUACAAAGUCGAGCAAAGGUGAUGUGUUUGGCAAGUAGUCGAUCAACGGAAGCAAAGCACGCGAUCGCAAACGAUUCGAUCGAAGGUGGUUCGAUCGAACGAGGAACGAGGAACGAGGAACGAGUAUGUUUGCCAAAUCGAAAAGCAGCGGUUCGGCGCCGAACGUUCUUCUUUCGAAUCCUCUCCAGAAUUUCUACGAAAUUGGCAAGCAAUCGGCUACCGCGGGUCCCGAAAAUGCGUGGCGCGUCUACGACGCGUAUGCGAAAGCGGACAGAAAGCAAGUUUCGAUAUUUUUCUUCGACAAGAGAUCGGUUGAGAAACUUUAUAAACCAAAGCGAAAGGAGACCGUGACUGAAAUUUUACGUAAUGGAGCUCGACAAAUGGAACGAUUUUCUCAUCCGAAAAUACUCCAGGCGUACAAAGUAGAAGAGUGCGCGGAUAGUCUGGCGUUCGCAUCGGAACCGGUGCUGGCUAGUCUGGCAAACGUUUUAGCGUAUCAGGAACAACAACGGGCAAACAGUAUCGGUCAAUCGACGAGCAACGUAACGAAGCAAACCUCCUCGGCUGCCAGUCAUCGUACCAUUUUUACCAAAGAGUACGAGUUACUUGAUAUCGAGAUCAAAUACGGUCUGUUACAGAUCACAGAGGCUCUGCUGUUUUUGCAUGUAACCCGCAAAGUUCUUCACAGAAACGUUUGCCCCGCGAGCAUUAUAAUUACCAAAAGGGGUACUUGGAAAUUGUCAGGCUUAGAAUUUAGUGAGAAAGUUAACGAGAUGUCGAUACUGCUACAACCGUGGACCAAUCGUAUACCGAAAAUGGCGCAACCGAAUCUCGAUUAUAUAGCUCCGGAAAUACAGCAGAAGAAAAUGGGUGGUUUCUACAGCGAUAUGUACAGUUUCGGUAUGACGAUAUGCGCGAUUUUCAAUCAAGGACGACCACUGAUUCAAGCGAAUCACAGUUGCUCCGAUUACCUGAAGCAACUAGAAAACCUCAAGGAACAGCUGACGGUGAUGUUACCUAUGAUUCCGUUGCCGCUUCAAGAAGCUGUUUCUCGGCUUUUACACGACGAUCCGGAAAAACGACCAACUGCUCAGGUUUUAUCGAUGAUUAAGUACUUUCUGGACCCAGCCGUACACGCGCUUCAAUUUUUGGAUGUAAGCAAGAUGAAAGACGUACUGCAGAAGGAGCACUUUUAUACGAACACGUUAAAAGGAAUAUUACCCUAUGUACCAAAGAAACUCUGGUAUCAACAUAUCUGGACGUAUUUACAAACUGAAUUGGAAAGUCAAGAGGUUCAAUCGGCUGCGCUACAACCGGUACUUUACAUCGUUCAGAACAGUACGCAAGACGAAUACGAUCAAAUCGUAUUCCCCUCGUUACGAUCACUAUUUUCGAGUCGCAAGUCGGUUCAGGGAACGGUUACCUUGUUGGAAAAUUUGCAUCUGAUAUUGAAGAAAACGUCUCGAGAAUACGUGGAGACAGAAGUGCUUCCAAUGCUCUACGCAUCCUUUGAAAAUUCAGUUAUUCAAGUGCAGACGGCCUCUUUCAUAGCCGUGUCAAACGUGACCGAGUACAUCGACGACGAGGCGAUUCGAAGUAUCGUUCUACCGAAAUUGCUUCAGGCCUUUGAGAAAGAUUCGGUGGAUUGCCGGAUACUGAUCAACGUCAUUCCGUGUAUUUUAAAUCGUCUGGAGAAACAAAAGAUCGUUGACUGUAUUUUACCAUUGUUGUUCAACAUUGAACUUCAAGAACCGGAGAUGAUCGUUCGGGUUGUAAAAAUUUACAGAUUAAUGCUAUCCGACAAAAAGUAUGGACUUUCGGUGAACUGGAUGGCGACAGGAGCGAUGCCUUCUCUCUUACCUCAGACGAUUAAUCCGUCGCUGAAUCUCGAACAGUUCGAGUUACUUUUCAAAGUUUUGCAAGAUAUGUUGAAUCACAUCGAAAGAUAUCAAAGAAAUCAAUUGACGUUGGACAAUUUGUCCCUGUCGAGUCCAGAACGAUAUCGGAGCUUACGACAUCAGCACAGUACGGACAAUAUGCACGUUCCGCCAUUUAAUAUACCGAACUUACGGAUCGAACAACGUAAAACUUCGUCGGCCGAAGAUAUGGCCAGAAAGAACAGUACAAAUUCGAUAUCGAUGACGGCUUCGGCCGAAAACAUGGCGAGGAAAAACUCGUUUGCCGCCGUAUUCGGAUGGUUCUCAUCUUCGAACAACGAUAGUAAUUUCUUGAAAGUGGCAAACACUUUCACCAGUAGACGACUCUCGGACAACACUCUGAUGGCACCCAAGAUACGAGUAGCACCGUCUUGUGCAAGCUCUCCGGGUGACACGCGCGGCGGUGGACUGCCGAUUCGUCGUCAUUCGAGUACUGGCCCUCAGGAGCGACGAGGAUCGAGCAUAAAUCUAUCGCCUCCAACGGGUGCAGGAAUGCCGAUCACGAGCAGCAGCGUGCCAUACUUGGUUAGCUCGAGUAUGAAUAGUAUACGCGGCUCGAGGCGCCCUUCGGUCUCCUCUACGUCCUCCCAGCAGGGCGCCGGAUUACUGCAGCAGGUUGGAUCCAGCAUGGUAAGACAACAACCCCCCAUCUGCCUCAACCUCAAUGGACCACCACCACAACCACCAACACUUUCUCCAUUACUCCAGCUACCGGGACAGCCUUCCCACUGACCCUUCGUUACAGUUAUCAAUUCUUCAGUAAGUAGUUCGAAGCUUGAGCCGUGAUUGCCUGACGAGGAAGUUUGAGAAGAAGACGCGCUACCGGUGUUAUCCUAACGAGCUACUGGUCUACCGUCCGUACCAUAGAAAUCAACAAACAAAAGGAUACGAGCAAAGGAGAAUCAUUUUUUUUUUUUUUUUUCUAUUUUAGCUACGUCGACGCAGAAAAUUUGAAAACGAAGGUGACAGUUAUUUUGGUCGAUUAUCAGCGAUACUACUACGUACCUUGCGCACACGCUCGUUCGCGUGUCGACGCGCGCGCGCGCAUACACAAACAUAUAUUAUCACACAGAUAUAUGGAUGAAUACUUUUUAUUCUUAAGAUAGUUAUAAUUUGGAGCCUAAAAUUGAUUAACGGGAACGUCUUUUAAACUGGCCUAACCGUGUCGUUCAAGUACGAAGUAGACGUUAAACGCGAUAGAUUGGCCGUUGCGCGCGUACGGUUGGUGAAAAAAUAGGUUUACGAUAACGAUCGGGAUAUGUGCCGUAUGUAUAUGUAAUGUAUCUAUAUGUACCUCCUUUCAUAUAUUUCACCGAUCAUACGUGUGCCCGUGCGCGUUUCGAAAGUAAUUCUAUAUUUCCUCUAUUCGUCUUAUACUCAAUUACGUUGUAUGUAUGUACAUACGUACUUGUAAGUAUCUUUAAGCAGGAACAAAAACAGCAGGUUCCUUCUCCUUUUCGUAUCGCUAUAUCGUGGUUUUCCCCUUUUUUCCUUUUCAAUUAAAAGAAGAUUAAUCGCGAUAUGAAAUUCACGGUUCCACGAUUUAAUGUCAAUUGUAGUUUUUGUAAACGGCAAAACAAGGAUUAGGAGACGACACCGGUGCACGAGCGCAGCGUACAUACGUAUGUAUGCAAGUUGGUAAGAUGGAAAGCGAGACGAAGCGAGACGAAGCGAUUCAGUCGGCCGUGCUAAAGUGUCAGUGUCCAAUGAAAUGCACGUAUACAUAUCAAAUUCGCGGAACGUUCGCGCAAUUAUUUAAAUAGAAUAUUUCAGAGGUUUGGCGAACCUUGAUCCUGCUCGAAUUCGGUAACAGUAUCUACUUACCUGUAGAAUGUAGAAUGUCGAUAAGUCGAGACGCGCAAGUAGCAGGGCCGGGGAAAAGGAUUGAUAAAGAUAGAAAGUAAAUAAAAGUAUAUUGGAAAGAAGGGACGGCGAUGAUUCUGGAUCGUAGAAUGUAAAAGGUAGAAUCACGUACGCGACACUAGGAAACAAAGUGUCCUUAAGGUUCAAAGGCCGGAACUGUCUUUCCGUUCUCUGUGAUUGCGAUCGUUGACGAAUCGCGUGCAACCGAACCGCGCGGACAAUCAUGGACAAUCAUGGACAAUCGUGGACAAUCAUCGAAAAAGAGCGAGUGGUGGUCGCAAACGUGGGCAUCCUCGCCUCGAGUUACCCCGAGCUACUCGCUUUUCCUCUCUUUUCAACCUGUUUGCCAACUGACUUAUUCCGCGUGAUCGAUCUCUUGCCCUAUAUGUAUGUAGAUAGUGGAGAUCGCGAUCAUCGCGUACAAACGAUGCGCGAAAAGACAAUCAUUCCGUCAAAGCGUCGAAAUACGACUUUAUUUGCGCUUUGAACGAACAAUAACUUUUUCCACGCGUACCUGCUAACUAAUAGAAACGGUCUAGCUAAACGAGCAAAGGGUCUUUUUCUCUUUUUCAUUUCUUCUUUUCUGCGUUAUCGUUCCUACGGCCAAUUUGAUAGCCGGCUAGCUGAUAAUCCAGAUUCUUUAUUCGAGUAUCUCUCUAUGUUUUCAUCGUACACGCGUACGUAGAUGGUCAAUUUUGUUUGAUUAAGAUUACGAUUACGAUUACGAAUACGAUGUUUUGUCGUUUUUGGUCGCUGUUAGCGUUACGAUACGAUGUUCCGUCUGUACUCUUAUACAUGUACACGCGUAUAAAUGGAUCAACGACGAAUAAAUGUGCUCAAUAGAGAAAAUUUCGGCAUCUUCGCCGAAACAAUUAUGUACUCUGUUCGCUGUAUACGAGUAUGUAAGCGACCUACGACUUACGAUCGACCUAUUUUUCCCCGAUUAACAAUUAGACCGUUGUUUGAUCAUCUCGGUGUAAGUGUAUACAAAUUCAUGUAUUAUUCCUUUUGAAGGAUGUGCAAUAAUAAUAAAAGGCGAUAUAUGUCGA